Messenger RNA from Lentinula edodes (shiitake mushroom), 1125 nucleotides. RefSeq lists its product as uncharacterized. Gene Ontology annotation, biological process: mitotic telomere tethering at nuclear periphery; meiotic attachment of telomere to nuclear envelope. The coding region runs from base 1 to 1125 and encodes 374 amino acids. Gene Ontology annotation, cellular component: nuclear membrane complex Bqt3-Bqt4. NCBI's taxonomy places the organism in Eukaryota, Fungi, Basidiomycota, Agaricomycetes, Agaricales, Omphalotaceae. The record is from RefSeq and is a predicted model, not a curated record. The transcript is spliced from 5 exons. Gene Ontology annotation, molecular function: DNA binding.
AUGUCCCGUCCUCCGCUUCCUCUCCAUUGUACAAACGCUAACAUCCAGAGCAUCCUCUCUUCUGGAAAUUUACCGCCGGUCAAAUAUCAGAUUCUCAACUGCCAAGGACAAGAUAUCCUUGUCGGAAGACUGAAGAUCGAAACAUCUACGGGUUCUGGUCACGCCUUUAUUCUCAGAAGAUAUGACACUGGAGCAGUCAGUCUCACGACUAUGUUUCGUGCUGCCUUUCCCAAAGCAGAUGAGCAGAGCGAGAAAGACGAGGUCCAAUGGGUUAAGGACAACUACGACCUUUCCGGCAACAACGGCUCAUCCAAGGAUACCAGUAUCACUCGAUUAGCAGGAACUUGGGUCGGUCCCGAACUCGCCCGGGAACUUGGAAAAUCCUACCUUCUGGACGACCUCAUUUCUCUCGUCGUCGAUGCUCGUCCAGAUCCUAAUGGCAAUUAUCGUCGGUCGGGCAAAGGAGCAGCUGCUACACCCAGGCCUCCUUCAUCCACCGACAGUGCAGUAAAUAAUCAAGCGAGUGCGACUUCGCCAAGCAUAGCUCCGAAUCCCUCGAAACGCAGGAAGGAGUCGUCUCCUGUCCCUGCUCCUCCUCCCUCACCGCCUCCAGAAAGGCGAAACCCACUCAGACGAAGCAACCGCACGAAGAGUCCAGCUCCCAAGGUAUCAGUAUUACCUUUGGUCAAAACGCCUUCCCGGAAAGCAGUGAGACGUGAGGUAAAGGAGGAAGAGGUUGUGACCCCGGGUGGAUCGGAUGAAACGGCAGUAGACGAGGACGCACAAGCUGUUGAGGACGUUGCAGGGGAGCAAUUGCAUCAGCAAGAUAUAGAGGAACAAAAAGUGUUGAUUGAGGGUUUGAAGGCAAAAAGAAACGCUGCGAUGAAGGCAUCUGAUGGGGACAUUAACGGAUCUGAAAAAUCCGUCGUGAAGAGGGUCCGGGAAGAGGAGGAAGAGGCCUUACGGUUUAACUUCAAGGAACCUGAGGUCGGGGAGCGAGCCAUUUCUACGAAUCGCAGGGUUGAUGGCUACUUUGAAGAACCGAGACACAAGUCAUUGGCUUGGGGCGUCGUCGCCUUUGCCUUCGGUAUGGGUGCUGUGACUUUCUUGCCAAAUUUCCUAUAG